Molecule: messenger RNA, 513 nt
Organism: Chiroxiphia lanceolata (lance-tailed manakin)
Lineage: Eukaryota; Metazoa; Chordata; Aves; Passeriformes; Pipridae
Product: transcription factor HES-5-like
Exons: 3
Coding region: 1-513 (170 amino acids)
Biological process (GO): anterior/posterior pattern specification; regulation of neurogenesis; regulation of transcription by RNA polymerase II
Cellular component (GO): nucleus
Molecular function (GO): protein dimerization activity; RNA polymerase II cis-regulatory region sequence-specific DNA binding; DNA-binding transcription factor activity, RNA polymerase II-specific
Source: RefSeq, a predicted model, not a curated record
AUGGCUCCCAGCAACACCCUCAUGAUCCACAUGGAGGAGAAACUGCUGCCAAAGGAAAAGAAUAAACUGAGGAAGCCGGUGGUGGAGAAAAUGCGCCGGGACCGGAUUAACAGCAGCAUCGAGCAGCUGAAACUGCUCCUGGAGAAGGAGUUCCAGAGGCACCAGCCCAACUCCAAGCUGGAGAAAGCCGACAUCCUGGAGGUGGCUGUCAGCUACCUGAAGCAGCAGAGCCAGCUGCAGGAGCAAACAUUCGCCCCCAAGAGCCCCGAGCAGGACUUUAACAGCGGGUACCUGCGGUGCCUCAAGGAGGCCAUGCACUUUCUGUCCUACUACGAGCCCAAGAAGGAGACCCAGGUCCAGCUCAUCAAGCACUUCUGCAAAGCCCAGCUGGGCUCAGAGCCCUCGUACUCCCCGGCCCUGCGCAGCUCCCCCCUGUCUCCCUGUGUGCUCCCCAGAAAACAGCCUGCCCAGAAGAGCCUGCCUGCUGCUCCCACCAUCUGGAGGCCCUGGUAG